GAAACACAUGGCUACUUGUUUUUAUUUAGUUGCCAAAAUCAGUAAUCCAAAUUUAUUAUAUUAAUAUAUGAAAAUAUGACUGGAGAGGGUAGAAUCACAUCUACUUCAUCUAAUAAUGAGGAUGAUACAUUGAUUUGCCUGCCUGGAGAGCGCUUGUGUCGCGUGGAGGAUAACAUUAUAGUGGGACAAGGAACCUACGAGCAGGGAGGCUAUAUUUAUGCCUGCAAAUCUGGAAUAGUACAUAUCGAUGAGUCCACGGAAAAGUGCCAAAUUGUAAGUGUGCACAAACCGGGCUUUCAUUUGACCAUACCGGCUACUGGAGAUGUCGUCACAGCACGCGUUCUUGUGACGACACCCAAAUUCGCAAAGUGUGCUAUAUUUUGCGUUGGGAACGUUCUACUCGAGAGUAGUUACCGCGGUCUCCUGCGGAAGGAGGACGUGCGCGAAACUGAAAAAGACCGAGUGGAUAUUUACAAGUCAUUCAAACCCGGCGAUGUCAUAUUGGCGCGUGUUGUCAACCAGAUGGAACAAUCGUUUAUGCUGAGCACAGCAGAAGCAGAACUCGGUGUGGUGGUUGCGUAUGCCAGCGAUAUCCGAAAGAAUCGUAUUCCUAUGGUGCCUAUUGGCUGGGGCGAGAUGCAGUGCCCGCAGACAACGAUUAAGGAGCCAAGAAAGGUGGCAAAAGUACUGCCAGAAAGUUCAAUCAAAUUUGAUAAAUAAAACAUAAUUAAACAUUA
Drosophila montana is the source of this 737-nucleotide messenger RNA. It is a transcript of the gene Csl4, whose product is annotated as exosome component 1 Csl4. The transcript has 2 exons. Gene Ontology annotation, molecular function: RNA binding. The record is from RefSeq and is a predicted model, not a curated record. Gene Ontology annotation, cellular component: cytoplasm; nuclear exosome (RNase complex). Gene Ontology annotation, biological process: RNA processing. NCBI's taxonomy places the organism in Eukaryota, Metazoa, Arthropoda, Insecta, Diptera, Drosophilidae. The coding region runs from base 76 to 720 and encodes 214 amino acids.